GUGGAGUGAGGGCUGGGGGAGUGAGUCUCACUAACCUAACCCUAACCGGCUCACCUGCACACAGGACCAUGCGCUCCCGGGCUGCGCUCCCCUGGUUUUUCUUCCUCCAAUGUCUCCUUUUCUUGUCUCCUGUUCUGUCUUCCUCCUCACGGCCUCGGUGGAUUCUCCAGCGUGUCCCUGUGGUCCUGCCCCAGCAGACGGAGGCUCGACCAGCUCCUCUCUUCCUGUCUCCAGCCCGCUUGGAUGUUGCCUCUUCCUGUGACCCAGAAUGCCACAAGAAAGCCCCGCGCCAGAGCUACUGGGACCUGCGGCAUUCUCUGGCCUACGAGACUCUCAAUUCUGACGGUCACCUCACCGAGACCGCUAUUGGGAUUUAUGGCUACAACCCCACCUCAAACACUAGUCCAGCGUACUCCUCCGGGUCUUCCGGUAAGACCCAGCAGUCACAUGUCAGAAGAAAGCGAGAGAUCGGUAAGACCCAGCGGUCACAUGUCAGAAGAAAGCGAGAGAUCUUCGGCCAUGAUGGGCGUUUCAGCAUUGCAGGGCAGAACUUCCUGCUCAAGUAUCCCUUUUCCGUGGCCGUCAAACUGUCCACUGGGUGUUCUGGUACACUAGUGGGGGACCGUCAUGUCCUCACAGCGGCCCAUUGUGUCCAUGAUGGUAAAAACUAUGUAAAAGGAGCCCAGAGGCUUCGAGUUGGCUUUUUGAAACCUAAACAUCGUGAUGCACAGUAUUCUUCCACGUAUCUUCCCUCAAACUUUAGCAACCACAUCGAGGGAGGGCCCGCUCCAUACGCCCCACCAACCAAUGAUAAAAUGAAAUUCCAAUGGAUUAGAGCCAAGCGCACCCACGUUCCCAAAGGAUGGAUUAAAGGAAACGCCAAUGACAUUGGGAUGGACUACGACUACGCUUUGCUUGAACUCAAGAAACCUCACAAACGCCGCCACAUGAAGUUGGGAGUAAGCCCCCCAGCUCAGAAACUACCUGGCCGUCGCGUCCACUUUUCAGGAUAUGAUAAUGACCGUCCAGGCCAUCUGGUGUAUCGGUUUUGCCGGGCUGGCGAAGAGACGCCAGACUUGUUGUACCAGCACUGCGAUGCUCAGCCUGGAGCCAGCGGCUCAGGCGUCUACGCUCGGAUGUGGGAUGGUAGUCGACGGCGCUGGGAGCGGAAGGUGAUAGGUGUGUUUUCUGGGCACCAGUGGGUGGAGCGACAAGGGGCGUCCCAGGAUUUUAAUGUGGCAGUGAGGAUCACACCCCUCAAAUAUGCACAGAUCUGUUACUGGAUAAAAGGAAACUUUGUGAACUGCAGAGAGGGGUGAUGGAAAAAGCCACCCACCAACUGCAUCCUCCCACAUCCUUCUGGAAUACUGGGGGCCAUGAAGAUACACACUUACAGUCCCCAGUACAUGUAGCAUUGACACAAUAUAAAAACUCUGUCUGUCGCCCUAAUCCUCAGACAAUAGCAAGACAAAAAACAUAAAGAAAAAAAGCAUUAUAAUGACUUUAAUGUAUACAAGCUGUGUUAUAAUUGCUCAUGGUCAGUUUUGCAUUUUUUCAAAAUCUCAAUUUCAAAAUAUAUCAUUGAAAUAUUAAUCUGGAUAAUAAAACAUAACCUUAAGAUCAUAGCAUAUGACAUGUGGACUGGUUGAGCAGGAUAGGAAAAAUUAUUGUUUCUAUGCUGAUACAG
Molecule: messenger RNA, 1687 nt
Organism: Cololabis saira (Pacific saury)
Lineage: Eukaryota; Metazoa; Chordata; Actinopteri; Beloniformes; Belonidae
Product: serine protease 23-like
Exons: 2
Coding region: 69-1319 (416 amino acids)
Biological process (GO): proteolysis
Molecular function (GO): serine-type endopeptidase activity
Source: RefSeq, a predicted model, not a curated record